GAGGAGGAGGAGGAGGAGGAGGAGGAGAAAGAAGAGAAAGGCGAAGAGGAGGCGGAAACAGAGAAGCGAACCAAAAUGGAAGGCAGCAGAGGACACAGUCAAACUCGACGAAGACGACGACAACGACGAGGACUCACCUCGAAGCUGGUGCGACUGAGUUGGAAGACCCGAUUCUGUUCCGGUCGUGACGCCCUGAUGAUGCGUCACUGUCGACCGUAUCAGCGUAGACAUAACAUUAGUCAUCGUCAUCACGCUAACCAGCGACAGGCAGCGAACAUGCGUGAACGCAGACGGAUGCAGUCGAUCAACCAUGCCUUCGAAGGAGGCCUUAUGAUUGAUCAAUUGACAGGUCUACGUGCCCACAUCCCGACUCUGCCCUACGAGAAGAAGCUCUCCAAAGUAGAUACCCUGCGCCUGGCGAUCGGCUACAUAAACUUCCUCCAGGACCUCAUCUCCAACGAGAAUUUUGACUUCAGCGGCAAAGAGGACAUGGCAGCGCCAGACUCCAACUCCGCUUCCGCCUCUUGCCUCCAGGAUUUCGACUAUGAGGGAAUACAAAAGACCGGCUCUACCGGCGAGACCACUGCC
Messenger RNA from Dibothriocephalus latus, 588 nucleotides. NCBI's taxonomy places the organism in Eukaryota, Metazoa, Platyhelminthes, Cestoda, Diphyllobothriidea, Diphyllobothriidae. The record is from the annotation of a GenBank genome assembly.